Molecule: messenger RNA, 4623 nt
Organism: Colletotrichum spaethianum
Lineage: Eukaryota; Fungi; Ascomycota; Sordariomycetes; Glomerellales; Glomerellaceae
Product: kinetochore protein spc7
Exons: 2
Coding region: 1-4623 (1540 amino acids)
Biological process (GO): mitotic sister chromatid biorientation; mitotic spindle assembly checkpoint signaling; protein localization to kinetochore
Source: RefSeq, a predicted model, not a curated record
AUGGCUUCAUUUGGUGAUGCGACCCUGCCCUCGACGCGUCGGACGCGCAAAUCCAUCGGAGCGACCACUUCGUCGAGGAAGAAUGGCGACAAAGAGAAUGCGACAAUCGACGUGGGCAGCACCCUUGCUGAGAGUCGCAAGAAGUCGCGAAGCAAGAGUAUUGGCCCCGGAGGCCUGGACGCCCUCAAGAAUGCAAAUGGGAACCGCAGAGCUUCCCUGGCUGUGCCUUCACGGCCCCCGCCUCGAUCUAUUCUGAAGCCGACGAUGCCGCUGUUGCCCGAGAUCCCGCCGCACCGAAAGCGCGCAGCAGACCUCAUCGAUCUCGGUCCGCCGCGGUCGAGCACCCCGACAACCACAGGCAGCACUGAUCUCACCGGAUCAGGGUCCAAGGUUGCAUUGCGCACAGAGGAGGAACAGCAGGCGGCUGCAAAGGAGCGAGAGCGCAGAGAUGCCCGACGCAAGUCUCUCGCGAAUCGCCGCGUAUCCUUCGCAGCUGAGGCCACUCUUCAUACAUUCCAUGAGAUCGAUUUUAUGCAGGAACCGACAUCGUCAACAGGCUCGAUGCGCCGCAGAUCAUCCGCCGCAGGCCCCUCAAACGAAGAGCCACCAAACCGCCCUUCAACACCACAGGAUCAGGAGGAAGAUAUUGUUCCACAAUCGCCAGACAACCAGCGAGAGCUGCAUCAGAAGAAGCGUAGAAGAAGCUCCACUGCUCCUCUGAUGGAGUUCACAGAGGACGAAGAAGAUACCAUGGCGACCGGUUUCAGCUCCGACUCGGAGCCGGCAGAUGCUGUUGAGGAAGUUGCCGACGAGGAAGAAGAAGAAGCCUCGGACUCCAACAGCGAUUCUGACGACGACGGUACAAUGAUGACUGUCGAUGACCACGAAGUGACCGGUGCAUCCGUUAUGUCUGGGCGCACCACCGCAACAGAUGAUGACCAUGACACUCUGGACGAAGCACUUCGGACGGCUGCGCGGCAGGCCGGCACGCAAAGGCUGGGCUUCGACGACAGCGACGACGAGGAGGUGAUUCCUUCUUUUGGGUGGAUCAAGAAGGACAAGCCCCAAGCUGAGGGAGGUCAAGACCGAGAAAAUGUUGCGCCACCAGCACCUGUCCGGGACAGCCCUCGUGAGGAUGAUGAAGAUGGCAUGGAUAUGGACAUGGACAUGGACAUAACCUCUGCCGUCGGAGGCAUCCUCAGCAGCAAGACGUCCCAAGACGUCGAACCUGAUGAGGAAAUGUCCAUGGACGUCACUCGUGUAUUGGGAGGCAUCCUGUCGAAGAACAGCACCAAGUCAGCAUCGACCGAAACAACCUCGGAGGAUCAGACCAUGGAGUUUACCACAGCUGUUGGAGGUAUCCAAAAGUUCAAAGCCAACAGCCAUCUAUUCGACGAUGACGAGAACGAUAACGAGGACAUGUCGAUGGAAUUCACCAGUGCUAUCGGUGGUUUGCUACCGACACACGCAAAGAGUGACACGACACAGAAGCGCCGGAGAACGAUGACCUCCCGCAACAACCCGGAAGAUUCAACCAUGGACAUGGACAUGACCGUCGGCGUCGGCCGGAUCCUACCUGGUGCAGAUAAUACAUUCUAUGGUGACCAGACAAUGGGCAUGGGCAUGACUGUUCCUGUCGGCCGCAUCCUUACAGCAGAAGAUGAACCUGUGGAGGAAGAGGAAGCAACGAUGGGUAUGGAUAUGACCGUCCCCUUCGGCAAGAUACUGCCCACAUCAAAUCAGUCACCGGAGCGGGAUGAGGCGACUAUGGGGAUGGAUAUGACCAUGCCUGUCGGCCGCAUUCUGCCUUCGUCCCAAGCGUCAGAUCAGAAGGAAGCCACUAUGGGUAUGGACAUGACGAUGGCUGUCGGAGGCAUCAUCAGAGCACCCCAAUCUCCAGAGGCUCGGGUUGCUGCCAAGAAACUUAUGGAAGCGGAAGUAGACAAGCCGGACACGCCAACCAAGUCUAUGUCGGCCAAGCCUGCAUCGCCUGCUAAGAAGCUUGCCGCCUCGGUCAAGAAACAUAGAUCCUCGGCAUCGGAUGCUGGAAGCAGCCCCGGUUUCAACCCUUUUCAGGGCCGGGGUCUCCGCCAAAGUAUGCCACGCGCAGGCACCGCCUCCAUGUCACCAGCUCGAACGAGAACACCUAGCCCUCCAAAGUCCACAGCUCCCACUCAUGCUGUCGCUGAGACCCCGCUCGACAGUUCGCCAGUCAAGACGCCGCAAUCACUCAAAAAACGAGGCCGCCCAAAAUCGCCCGUUAGAAAGCCUGCUACACCCUCUCCCGAAAAGACGGCUAGUCGCCUGAACAUUUUCCAGCAAGACCCUGCCACCGGCGCAAGGACCCCAAUAGUCGUCCUUACUCCCCAAACCCGUAGGCACUCUGGUAUCGGCGCAGACAAGCCUGGACUGGGCUCGCCUCGAGUUGCCGCUCUUCUGGACCGCAGAGGAUCUCUUGGCGAUACGGUUAAAGAGUUUGUACCUGGCACGACCCGUGGGGUUACGUUUGUUGACCCACAAGUCAUCGAAAACGAGAUCGAUAAAGACCGUCAGGAGGAAGAAGACAAAGAAAAUGGUCGGAAGAUACUCGAACGCGAGGUCGACGGUGGUGAGAACGAGAAAGAUGCGACUCUGAACCUAAGAGAAAUGAUUGAGAGCUUGAGCCCGAAGAAAAAGCGCAUGCAAAGCCGCAAGAGUCUUCAUGUCGGGAGCGCAAGAGGGCUGCUGGGCAAGCGGCCCGCCGAGCUCGAUGACGAGGAGGAUCGCGAGGACCAUGACGGUGUGAAGAGGCUCAAAGGCCACCAAGGCAGCCCUGUCAAGAACGUCAAGCUGCUGCAGCCGCCCAGUAAGGCAGAGACUACUGGUCGCAGAUUGACUCGAUCAGCCCGGAAAAGUAUGGAGGAAGACGCCGCAUUGAAGGCAACUCCUACCCAUUCCGACUCCCCUCAGAAGACGGCGAGUUCAGCCAAGUCACCAAAACCGUUUGGUCGUUUCAAGGAUGUCGAGGAAGACACAAUGUCUCAUCCGAUGAACCUUGGCGGUUCCCCUGUCCGAGAUGAGAACGAGAUCAUUGACGAACAAGGGGAGGAGCGUAUUCACUUGCAAGACUUCCUGAACAUGACCUCGAUUCGUUUCAUGGAGUUGACGACUACCAAACGAAGACACACUCAAGCCCCAGAUAUGUUCAAGGAUGGGCUGCUGGGCGGCAAAGACGACAUGUCCCUGGAGCGCUGCGUCGUAGCUGGUGCCUGCACGGUACCCAUGCUUGAGCUUUACCAGCACUCCUGCCGCGAGCUGAAGAAGUACAUUUCUGAAGGCCGCAGCAUCGUCCGAGAAAUCGAAUCAGAGACCUUCGAAGAGAACCCGCCCUUGUUCCGCGAAUAUAUGUCCGCCUCGCCCGACUUCAAGAACAUUCUUGACAACCAGUUCAAGAACGGCAAGACUCAUGCUCGCCUUGAGAGCAAAGCCAUGUGGUACGAGUGGCGAAUGAAGCUCCAAGAGGGCUUGAGAGAGGGUCUCGUCAGGAUUGCCGAGGGCAUGGCCAUUGAUGAAAAGGUCCUUCAUCAACAGCAAAAGCUGCUGUCUUCUGUUCUGCCUGCCAUCGUGUCGCGUUUUACUGUCCUUCAGCAAGAGCAUGAGAACCUGCAAGCCGUUGCAGAAGAGCUCGCUGACUGCGACCCGGAGGAGCUUGAGGCUGCCAGGUCUGACUUGUUUGACAUCGAGAAUGAUGUGGAAGAGAAGACUCGUCGUGUUGCUGAGCUCCGCCAGCAAUUGGAGGAGGCAGAACAAGGCGUGGAGGAAUUGACGCAGGAGAAGCAGCAGUGCUACGAGGACAUCAAGGAAGCAGAGAAGAUCCGCGAGGAAUGUCGCGGCUGGUCGAUUGGCGAGAUCAGUACGCUCAAGGGUGAGUUCCCAAUCACGAUGGGAUUUGAACCCCACAAGACUAACAUGCCUGCAGCGCGAGUGGAUUCCCUCGAAAAGCAACAUGGUUGGGCUGUGACCGGGGUUUCCGGGAGCACCAUCUCGAUGACGUACCGACGGGAAAUCGAGCUGGUAUUUGAUACUGCGUCUUUCCAGCGUGGUCAGAAGAACUCGCGGAUUGACCUGUGGUACAUUGCUGCAAACCGUGAGACCAACCCUGCACCGUCGACACCGGAAAUGGAUUUUUUUCUGCAGUGCAUUCGGGACCACAUCCGAGGACUGCCGCAGAGCCGCACUAAGAUUGCGGAUCUCCUCCACAUGGUUCGUGCUGCGUGGGACAAGGCUAACUGCACCUCCAACCACAUCCGGCUGCUCAAUAUCACAUUCCCCACGGCCGUUGCCAGGACUUCGGACUCGUCCGUUGCAGUGAAGUCGUCUCUCCUUCUGCCGCAGAUUGAGACGAAGGUGCAGAUUGCUCUAGAGAUCCGCGGUUCGAGCAGGCCUGAUGGUAUCGAGUUCACCCUGCAUCCUGAGGCGCAGGUUGUCUAUGGAGAGCACUUUAACACUGGGAAGAUGGGAGAGUUUUUGACGACCCAUCUGGGAGACAAGAUUUUGUCUCAGGAGGAGGGCGCUCCAUCUUGGAGCGGUGUGGUUGUCGACCUUCACGAGAGGCUUUUGGCGAGGGGAAGGAAGCAGGGUUAG